GGGCUGCUGCGGCUGCUCCGCCGGCGGAUCAUCACUCUCGGGCUGGGAUGGACGCGGGGCGGGCGGGCCCUGGCGCGCGGAGCCAGGAGUCCGGGCCUCCCGGCUGCUGAGCGUCCCUCGAAGCCUCCCCUACCCUUGCCUUCCUUCCUAGGAACCGGGCCCACCCCAGCCCCGGGGCUCCGGACUCGGCUCCCGCCCUCCUCUGAGUCCCCAGACCUCCCCCUCCCGCCCGCCCUCGGGAUCGACUAGAUCCCUCCCCCUCCCCGAGGAUUCCGGCUGGAUCCCUGCCCCUGCACCGCGGAUCCUGCGCUCCCGGGCCCCUGGGGAUUGCCGUGGACCGUGGACUCCUUCCCCAGCACCCGAUCCUUUAGGAUCCUCCGCCUGGACCGCCUUCUGGUCCCUCGAAGCCAGCCCACAGAGCCAGUGGAUCCCCAAUCCAGUCCUGUCUCGUUGUCCCCUCCUUGCUCUGCCUUCCCCACUGCGGGGUUCCCUGUUCUCGGGCUCCCCCUGACCCCAUCCCCUAGAUCUCCUUUUCCCGGGGAUCGACUGGAUCCCGGCCCCGCCCCCCGGGGCUGGGGCGAUCCCCCUCCCCCGCCGGGUGAGGCGCUGCGGGCGGGGGCUGGGCCUGCGGGGCCGCGGGGGCUCGGAGGCCGCCGCCCCCCUCCCGAAGGCCGUCCGCCCCCUACUCGGAGCCCUGGAUGGAGGCACCACGGCCCCAGGGCUGAGCCAGGUAGGAGCUAAGCCGGCCGGGUGGAGGGGGCUGCGGGCGGUCCACUGGGGUCUCCCUCUCCCCAUCUCCCUCCCUGCGCCUGGUUUCCCCCAGCCUGCUCUGUCUGCGUGUCUCCGCCUAGGGAUGCUCUCGCCGUGUCUCUGCGUCUUGGUCUCUUUGUCUCUGCCUCUCUCCGGUCCAUGAAUGAUCCUUUCAAUGGGCCCACAGACCCCGUGUGUUCCCAUCUCCCCUCCCCCUCCUUCUCCCCUUCCCGGCCAAGCCAUUUUCACCACUGCAGGAAGGGGGGGCCUGCGGCCAGAGCCCCCGUCCCUCAACUCUCCCCGGCUGGGGGAGUCAGGCCUGGGCAGGAAUGGAGAGAGCAAGGCAGAGGGAUGGGGAGGAGGAGGGAGCAAGAUGUGGCAGACAGAGAUGGGGAGAGAAAAUGGGGGAGACAGAGACAGGGAAAGACAGGGGAGAGAGAGAGAGAGCACGAGGGUGCUUGAGGGAGAAAUUUGGGGAAGGUAUUUGGAGGAAAGAGAGAAAGAGAUGAGAAAAACCAAGGAGAGAGAUGAAGAGAGACUGAAGGCAAGAGCUGGAGCAAGCUGGAAGAGGCCCAGGAAAGAUGCUCUGAGGGAGCGCUACGGAGAGGAGAGAGAUGGGGGGGCCUCCAGUGGGAGGGAAGGAGGGAGAGAAGCUGUCUGGUAGGGAGAAGGCCAGGGGCCCAAAGUACCCUAAGGGAGAGGGGGUGACAGAGGCAGACCAUGUUGGGGAGAGGGGGCAGCAAGGCCAUGGUAGCUGAGCCCAGUCUGUCUUAGGAAGAGUGAUCCUGGGGGAGCUAGCCCCAAGCCCCCUCCAGGUGAUGGGGGAACAGGAGCUUAAGACAACCUGAAGAGGGGGAGGGCAUGGCUGGGGGAGUGUGGUAAGGAUUCCUGUGUCCUCAUCUCUGGAAUAAAUUGACACCUGCAGAGAGCCACCCGCGGGCUGGCGCCUGGCUCUGAAAACCCCGCGUCAGCAAACAGCUCUGGCGGCUGGGAGGGGGGCAGGGGGGGCUUGCCGAAAUGACCUGGGUACCUGCCCCUUCAGGCUGAUCUCUUCCCUUGUCCUGUCCCUGCUGCCCUGAGCACCCAGGCAUCACAGCAGCAACUGUGGGGGCUGGCAAGGGGAAGGGGAGGUGAAUGGAUGGGAAGGGAUGGGAUGGGAUGAGAAGAAAGCUGAGAGUUGUCCCCAGGACAUGGGUCAAAAUACUGUGCAAAGAAGAAGAGGUGUCUGGGGUCCAAGGCUAUUCAAGAUUGUGGGAGGGGAGCAGUCAGUGGGCUCAUGUGAUGCCUUCCCAAGCCCACCUCAGCAUCCCUUCUCCCCAGCCAGAGGCCUGGUCACUAGGAAAAGCUCUGAUUGGCCAAUAAGGAGGGAAAAGGCAGGUCUUUUAGGGUUCUCAAUGCCCCCAAUCUUCCCCUCCCCUCAACAUAUAUACUUCUUCCUCUAGGCUAAGGUUGAGGGAAACCUAGCACUCUGACUCAUGGCCCUGCCCCCUCCUCAUGCCCUGAGUGGACCCCACAACCAAGCCAGCCCCUUCCCCUCUUGCUCCAGACCCCCCCCUCCAGGGUUAAAGCUGCAGCCCGUUGCCGAGGUAACAUUGCGGGGCAGCAUCCCGUCGCCCAGCAACCGGCUGCAGGAUCACGCAUCUGUCCCGGGAUUUGCCCCUCCAGCAUCCCCUGCCUACUCUAACCCCGGCCUCAAGACACCUCAACUUCUGAAGGAAGAAAUGGAGAGGGCCUGGGGAGAGAGGUCCUGGGUGCACAAAUCCUUAGGGAAUGGUCGGGCCUGCCUUCACCUGCUCCCACCUCCUUCCCCACCCCUUGCCCCCUCCAUGGAGAGGAACAGACCCCUUCUCUGUCCAGUCUAACCCAGGACCCUCCCCACCCCCCUCUUCCCUCCUUUCCCCUGCCCCCUCCUCCCUCCUGGGGCGAGGGGGGCCUCCCUCCCUCUCCCCCCCCUUCUCUCUCUCUCCGAGGGGGGGGGUCCCGGGGAGGGAGGGGGGGUCCCCCGAUCAGCAUGUGGCUCCUGGCGCUGUGUCUGGUGGGGCUGGCGGGGGCUCAACGGGGGGGAGGGGGUCCCGGCGGCGGCGCCCCGGGCGGCCCGGGCCUGGGCCUCGGCAGCCUCGGGGAGGAGCGCUUCCCAGUGGUGAACACGGCCUACGGGCGAGUGCGCGGUGUGCGGCGCGAGCUCAACAACGAGAUCCUGGGCCCCGUCGUGCAGUUCUUGGGCGUGCCCUACGCCACGCCGCCCCUGGGCGCCCGCCGCUUCCAGCCGCCUGAGGCACCCGCCUCGUGGCCCGGCGUGCGCAACGCCACCACCCUGCCGCCCGCCUGCCCGCAGAACCUGCACGGGGCGCUGCCCGCCAUCAUGCUGCCUGUGUGGUUCACCGACAACUUGGAGGCGGCCGCCACCUAUGUGCAGAACCAGAGCGAGGACUGCCUGUACCUCAACCUCUACGUGCCCACCGAGGACGGUCCGCUCACAAAAAAACGUGACGAGGCGACGCUCAAUCCGCCAGACACAGAUAUCCGCGACUCUGGGAAGAAGCCUGUGAUGCUGUUUCUACAUGGCGGCUCCUACAUGGAGGGCACCGGGAACAUGUUUGAUGGUUCGGUCCUGGCCGCCUAUGGCAACGUCAUCGUAGCCACACUCAACUACCGUCUUGGGGUGCUCGGUUUUCUCAGCACCGGGGACCAGGCUGCAAAAGGCAACUAUGGGCUCCUCGACCAAAUUCAGGCCCUGCGCUGGCUCAGUGAGAACAUCGCUCACUUUGGGGGUGACCCUGAGCGCAUCACCAUCUUCGGGUCUGGGGCAGGGGCCUCCUGUGUCAACCUUCUGAUCCUCUCCCACCAUUCGGAAGGGCUGUUCCAGAAGGCCAUUGCCCAGAGUGGCACCGCCAUUUCCAGCUGGUCUGUUAACUACCAGCCGCUCAAGUACACGCGGCUGCUGGCAGCCAAGGUGGGCUGUGACCGGGAGGACAGUGCCGAAGCUGUGGAGUGUCUGCGCCGGAAGCCCUCCCGGGAGCUGGUGGACCAGGAUGUGCAGCCCGCCCGCUACCACAUCGCCUUCGGGCCCGUGGUGGACGGCGAUGUAGUCCCUGAUGACCCUGAGAUCCUCAUGCAGCAAGGAGAAUUCCUCAACUACGACAUGCUCAUCGGUGUCAACCAGGGAGAGGGCCUCAAGUUUGUAGAAGACUCUGCAGAGAGUGAGGACGGCGUGUCCGCCAGCGCGUUCGACUUCACUGUCUCCAACUUUGUGGACAACCUGUAUGGCUACCCAGAGGGCAAGGACGUGCUGCGGGAGACCAUCAAGUUUAUGUACACGGACUGGGCCGACCGGGACAAUGGCGAGAUGCGGCGUAAAACCCUACUGGCGCUCUUCACUGACCACCAGUGGGUGGCACCGGCUGUGGCCACCGCCAAGCUGCACGCCGACUACCAGUCCCCUGUCUACUUUUACACCUUCUACCACCACUGCCAGGCUGAGGGCCGGCCUGAGUGGGCAGACGCGGCGCACGGAGACGAGCUGCCCUAUGUCUUUGGUGUGCCCAUGGUGGGUGCCACCGACCUCUUCCCCUGCAACUUCUCCAAGAAUGACGUCAUGCUCAGUGCCGUAGUCAUGACCUACUGGACCAACUUCGCCAAGACUGGCGACCCUAACCAGCCAGUGCCGCAGGAUACCAAGUUCAUCCACACCAAGCCCAACCGCUUUGAGGAAGUGGUGUGGAGCAAGUUCAACAGCAAGGAGAAGCAGUACCUGCACAUUGGCUUGAAGCCGCGCGUGCGUGACAACUACCGUGCCAACAAGGUGGCCUUCUGGCUGGAGCUCGUGCCCCACCUGCACAACCUGCACACGGAGCUCUUCACCACCACCACGCGCCUGCCUCCCUAUGCCACACGCUGGCCACCUCGCCCGCCCCCUGGCGCCCCGGGCACGCGCCGGCCCCCACCGCCUGCCACCCUGCCGCCUGAGCCUGAGCCUGAGCCAGGCCCAAGGGCCUAUGACCGCUUCCCUGGGGACUCACGGGACUACUCCACGGAGCUUAGUGUCACUGUGGCCGUGGGCGCCUCCCUCCUCUUCCUCAACAUCCUGGCCUUUGCUGCCCUGUACUACAAGCGGGACCGUCGGCAGGAGCUUCGAUGCAGGAGGCUCAGCCCACCUGGUGGCUCAGGCUCAGGUGUGCCUGGUGGGGGCCCCCUGCUCCCCGCUGCUGGCCGAGAGCUGCCACCAGAGGAGGAGCUGGUGUCACUGCAGCUGAAGCGGGGUGGUGGCGUCGGGGCGGACCCUGCUGAGGCCCUGCGCCCUGCCUGCCCACCCGACUACACCCUGGCCCUGCGCCGGGCACCGGACGAUGUGCCUCUCUUGGCCCCCGGGGCCCUGACCCUGCUGCCCAGUGGCCUGGGGCCGCCGCCACCCCCGCCACCGCCCUCCCUCCAUCCCUUUGGGCCCUUCCCCCCGCCUCCCCCCACUGCUACCAGCCACAACAACACGCUACCCCACCCCCACUCCACUACUCGGGUAUAGGGGGCGGCUCGGGGAGGCCCUCCUCCCCAGCCCUCCCUGGCCCGGCCACUCUGAAGGCAGAGAGGAGGACUUGGCAACAGGCUUUUCUCCUGUGGAGUUGUCACACGUCGUCGAGCAGCAUCAAGGUGGACAUGGGAUUCCUCACUGGGAUGUGUGUUUCUCCCAUGCAGAGAGGCUCAUUCUCUUCUCUGGACCUGGGCCUUUGAACAACUGGAGGGUGUUUUUCCCCUCCAUUGGGACACCAGUCUUCGGUGUGUGGAAAUGUGGAAGUAUUUUCCCACGUGGAGGUGUGCUUUCUCACAAGGGGGUGUGUUUUCCCAUGUGCAGGGUGAGGUUUUUUUUUUGCCGCCCUGGACACAUGUUGGCCCCCUCGAAGAAUUUCUGCGGGGAUUUGUACCCCAGAAUCCUGUUCCCUCAUGCCUUCUCCCCCUCCUCUCCCUCCCUCCCCAUGGAGACCCUGGAAGUGGUGUGUUCACAUACAGUGACCCUUGGCCACCAGACGACACAGGGUGGUACCUGGGAAGCAGCGAGGAAAUCACAGCCCCCCUCGCCCCUGCCCUACCCCCUGCCCCCGCAAAGCAUGUCUUUCCCCCGUGGCACAAGUCAGAUGAAGCAUGUUCUCCCAGGAAGGCCCUCACCUUCCACAGAGGACAGACACAGAUUUCCCGCCAGGGGGAAGGGAGGAGAUCCGGGCAUCCCAGUGCUGCCUGGAAACUUGUUUUCCCAUGGUCCAGGAUACAUUUCUGAGUGGAAACAUGUUUUUGCAUGUGGAUGUGUGUUUUCCCAGGCAGAGGGUCCCUCUCUCCACAGCACUCCCCUGCGGCUCCCAGGCCUCAUGCCCAGUACUCAAUUCCUCCUCACACAGCCGGUGGGAGCAGCCUCCCGGGGAUGGGGAUGGGAGAUUGACAGAGCCGAGGGCAUGUACAAACCCUGAGGGAGGGCUCAGCCCUCCCUGGCCCAGGGAUGCUGAGUGGGGGCGGGGCAGGGCACAUGCCACCCGCAGAGGCCAUGCAUGUUUGACCAAAGCCCUCCUCAGGAUCUGAGGACAGCCUUUCCCUCAGUCCUGAGAUCAUUGCUCAUCUGUGCCAAACUGGAUAGGUGGGAUUGAGGGGGAAAGACCCCGAAAAUGUGCCAAGGAUUCCCCAGUCCCAAACCCAAGCAGGGGACAUGGUGGGGAGGGGGUGCAGCAGCAAAGGGGGCUCCCACCUGUGUCUCUUCUCUGCUCACCAGGUCAUGUCCCCUUCUGUCUCAGUUCCCCAUUCUCCUCCAUCGCUGUCUCUCUUUGAAGCUGUCCCCAUCUCAGUGUCAGACCAGCCUUCUCCCCUCAGCUGACCCCCCUCAAUUUUGACCUGUGUCCCCUUGGCUGAAGGGAUGGCAAGGAGCAGUAGAGGCUGGAGGGGAGGCAGCGGGAGGAAGGUCUCACCAGACAGGCUGGGGAGAAUGAGGUCAGCUGUGCCAAGGAACAGAUGGAGGGGACAGGAGGGGAUGGGGCUUGGGCAGACACCAGCAGGAAAAAUUUGAAAGGUUUUGAAAAGUGUGAGGUGACUGCCCAGAGGUCCCUGGGUGUGAGCCUCUGGGGAAAAGAAUGAUGUCAGGAAGGGUUUAAGGGACGCCAGUGGAGAGGGCAGAGGAGGGAUGCAUCCUCUGCCGGCCCUUUGUGGGAUGUUAGUGCCAAACUUCAGUAGGGGUGGGGUGCUGUCUUCCACUGACACCCAAAUCCAGAAUCCCUGGUCUUGAGUCCCUAGAAACUUUGCCUCUUUACUGCCCCUUCUUCUCCUACCUCCAUCCAUGGAAACUUAGUUCUUUUCUGACCCUUUCCCCUGCCUGGUCUAGCUCCUCUCCAAACAGCCAUGCCCUCCAAAUGCUAGAGACCUGGGCCCUGAACCCUGUAGACAGAUGCCCCCAGAUUUGGGGCACGGGAGGGGGGCUGGGGGACCCCAUGAUUCAGCCACGGACUCCAAUGCCCAGCCCCUCUCCCCAGAACAAUCCCGACAGUCCGUAUCCUUACCCCAACCCUUUGCGGCUCUGUACACAUUUUUAAACCUGGCAAAAGAUGAAGAGAAUAUUGUAAAUAUAAAAGUUUAA
Molecule: messenger RNA, 7354 nt
Organism: Microcebus murinus (gray mouse lemur)
Lineage: Eukaryota; Metazoa; Chordata; Mammalia; Primates; Cheirogaleidae
Source: RefSeq, a predicted model, not a curated record